UCCGCGCCCUCUACCUCCAUACCUAUUUCCGCUGACGUUACCAGUUGCUGUACGGAAGGUGGUUCUUAUUUCCUGCUGCCUCCGGUAAGAUGGCGACGUUCAGUAGAAGACUCUUUUGGAGUUUCUCCCGUUUCCUCAGACAAUCCAGCCCCAUAUUCUACAGAAGGCACGUCUUCAGCGUCUUUAGAGGUUCAUGGCGUCAAGUUCUGUCAGUGGGAUUGGGGGCCAGUCUCUGUGCUAUCCCAGUGGGACAGAGAUCAGAGCCUUCACUGUCAACUGAGCAUCUGAUAAGAAGGGCGGCCUCCCUGGUAACAGACAGUACACAGACCCUCCUGUCACAGACAACAUAUGCUCUUAUUGACUCCCUCACAGAAUACACGAAGGCCGUGUACACACUUCUAUCCAUACAUAAAAAAUAUACAUCUCUUCUGGAUAAGAUGAACUCAAGUGAAGAAAGUGCAAUUUGGCAGGUGAUCAUUGGGGCACGUGUGCAGAUGAAAAAGUUACAAGAAGAAUACCUGAAGUAUGAGGCCAGCUGGGCACGUGCUGUCAGUCUUUCAGAGAUGGCAGCAGAAGCUGCUUACCACGCUGGAGCAGACCAUGCCGCUGUAACGGUAAGGAACCACAUACAGUUGGUGCAGAUUCAAGUGCAAGAGACCCGUGAGCUUGCUCAAAAAGCAGAGGCCCUACUGACUGCCUCUCAGUCAGAAGAAAUUAUGAAGACUAUUACAGAAGACAAAAACCAUUCACCUGAUGGAGGCAGUCCUUCUGAAGAAGUUCCUGAAGCUUAUAUGCGUGAAGAUUGAACCAUUUUUUAUUAUUUUGUUUUUUGCUUCUCCCAAACACACAGAACAAACUACUAAUUUUACGUUGUACUACUGAUCGGCUAUGUACUAAUAAUGAGGACACAGUCCCUGCUGGAUUCCCUGCCAGUGAAAAUGUAUCUGCCUCAGAAGAUCCCUCCCUGUGCUGUGAUCUAUUCAUGGAAACUGUCACAUUGUGCAUCCCUUGGUGCUGAAGCCGUAUAUGAUGUUUUCUUACUAUUUCUUCUCUUCUUAUAACCUAUGUCCUUCCUUCACCCGCACAAGCACAGUUUGCUAUAAAAUGUGGGUGUUUUGCUGAAGACAAUGAGGGCAGUUGCACUUAUAUGGUACAGUUUGUGUCCAGUCCAUAUGACCGCCUCACACAAGAGACUAUGGGGGUCAUUUAUCAUGACAGCCCCCCCCCCCCCCCCCCCCGCGCCUCCCUAGGCCAGAAGCUAGCUU
Molecule: messenger RNA, 1265 nt
Organism: Bufo bufo (common toad)
Lineage: Eukaryota; Metazoa; Chordata; Amphibia; Anura; Bufonidae
Gene: DIABLO
Product: diablo IAP-binding mitochondrial protein
Exons: 6
Coding region: 90-806 (238 amino acids)
Biological process (GO): intrinsic apoptotic signaling pathway in response to oxidative stress; neuron apoptotic process
Cellular component (GO): mitochondrion
Source: RefSeq, a predicted model, not a curated record